Messenger RNA from Diabrotica virgifera virgifera (western corn rootworm), 4511 nucleotides. RefSeq names its product sodium-dependent transporter bedraggled (gene bdg). The transcript has 14 exons. The record is from RefSeq and is a predicted model, not a curated record. NCBI's taxonomy places the organism in Eukaryota, Metazoa, Arthropoda, Insecta, Coleoptera, Chrysomelidae. Gene Ontology annotation, cellular component: membrane. Bases 408 to 4397 code for a protein of 1329 amino acids. Gene Ontology annotation, biological process: sodium ion transmembrane transport.
UCCGUCGGUCGGUGACGGCACAUAGUGGUUUAACCAGUGGUGACCGUCUACAACUACAAGCGCAAAGGCAACAGCCUCCGCUGAGCAAGACUUCUUCUCUUCACGAUUUUUUCCUCAUUCUGGUUUUUCGAUUGCGCUUACCUGGAAGAGAGUGUCUUGUCGUUAGUUCUUCGGUGUUUGGUGUCCGUGAGUAGUGUCUAGUUAUUGUUGUUUCUUUUGGAUAAAAAAAAUUAUUGGUGAUUUGUUGUAAGUGAACACUUGUUACCCCGGUUACUGGCUUUGUCGUCCUCAGGUGAUAUUUUACCCACGUUGGAUUAUUGUUGCCGUGGACACUCCUGAAAACCUUUCUACAGCAGUGCCUGUCACUUUCGGUUUAAUGUGAUGACUUGAAACCGUACGAUGCUACAAUGUCUACAGAAACAAGCACAAAUGAAGGUGAUCUAAUCGACUUACAUGUUGGAUCACCAGUUCUACCGAGAGCCUUGCCCAUCUCUACCUCAGAAGAAUGCUCAGAAGCAUCAGACAAUCUUCUAGAUACAGAACUACCCGUUUUAGAAGAAAAACUACAAACGGCCAGUCAACUGUCCACUCCGAAGAUAUCUUCGAGAAGACCUAGCGUUGACGUGGAGGAUAUUUUGAUAGACAUAGACGAUAAUUACGAUGAAGUCGAUGGACUGGACGAUAAUGAGGAGUUCAUCGAAGUCUGCGACAACAUCGAAGCGUUGAAUGUAUUGAAGAACUUGGAUGAAGUUCUCGAUGCGACUUUCCAGGAUGACGACAGUAGUGAUGCUAGUUCUGUGCAGGUGCAGCAGGAUAUUGAAGAAUGUUUGGAGGAUUUAGAUAACUAUCUCAAAACAUUAGAGGGAAGCUCCAGCGAAGACGAAUGCGUAUCUUCGAAUUGUACGGAUGAUCAAGCAAGCGCUGAGGGUUCAAUAGUCACUGAUUGCCUUGAGACAGAAAUUCCAUCGGAAGAAAAUGAGGAGAGCAAGGACGAAGAAUUGAGGUGCAAACUGCGUCAAAUCGAGGAAAACUAUAGGAAAUACCUGGCUUCCGGGUGCGUAAAUAAGGCAUAUGUUGAAACGGAACCAAAUGAGCGGGAACGCCGGCCAUUAUCGGCCUGUGGUGCAGUCAGCGAAGCAAAAAGCAGGAAUCACCCGGCUCGCAAUACCGUGGCAGUCGUCCGCAGGAAACGGCCAUCGUUACCAGAAGCAAUGGAUGGAGCUGUAGCGUCCAGGUGUUCCCCGAAAAGCCGGAAGCCCCGUCCAGCUGCCGAGUCGGACGAAGACAUCGACUGGAGUUGGGUGCAGGACGUCGCUAGAGACAUCACACUAGAGCGGCGCGCACACGCGGCAGCAGACUGCUGUACCGGAACCGUCGUCUUGGAGGCGCCCCGCAUUACGGUAGUCCCCAGCAGUUCUUCGGCACCCACCAUGGACGAAGAACCCAAAGAAGACGCUAACAAGAGCACGUGGUUGCGUAGUUCGAUGCGCAGAUUGCGACACCUGCCACUACCCAACGGCGACGUUGCCCCAGGUGGGGAACUGUCCGACGCUGCUGCUCCGGUAGAAGACGUCGCGGUACAUACAUCCGGGCGGCCCGUUAGUGCACCUUCGAGAAUUCCUGCUAGCGUUGUGCAAAGUUCUGCUAGACCUUCGAGGUCUAGAUCGCGUGAAUCUGAACAUAGUGCGGUGUCUCAUGAACCAAGCGGACGAGCGCGUAGUAGUUCGGCGUCCUCCAGGUCCAGGCGACCGAGAAGUGUGUCCUCUAGUGAGACCAGUUUGCCAUCUACCAUCGACUCGACUUCUCCAAGUACUCCAGUAGUGACUCCGCAUACGCCUCAGGAACCUGAAACUGAAACGACUAGUCCCAGAAGAUCAUGUGACAGAAACCGCCAAUCGGACAUGCCCGAGGCAGACAGUCCACUAGGACACUGGCCUCACAGCCUCAGUUCCAUGAUGGCAUGUCUGGGUUGUACCUUGGGUCUCUUCAACAUCUCCCGCUUCUCCAUUCUGACAGUCCAUUUCGGUGCCAACUUCAUCUUCCAGUUUUGUUUCCUCUCGCUGGUUUUCGGCCUUCCCCUGUUCACGCUCCAAUUAUGCCUGGGCCAGCAGCUGGGGGCAGGAGUCAUAGACAUGUGGAGGAUAUCGCCGCUUUUUCAAGGGGUUGGAGUGUCGCUGCUUUUGGCCCAGGCGUUGAUGGGACUGUACAGUAUCAUCGGCGUCUCGUGGAUGUUUGUGUUUUUUCGGGAUUCGUUCAUCACGAAAAUGGAUAGAUAUCGAUGGGCUGAGCCAUUUAUUUAUUAUAGAAGAGAUAUAGACACAGAAAACUCCACCUUCAAACUCAGCGAGACACUACCAGACUACUUCAACGGGGUGGUCCUACAACGACAUCACUUGCCAUCCGGAACCUCCUAUGGUACCAUCAAAUUCCAACUCGCUUUCAACCUAGCAGUAGUAUGGAUGAUUGUGUUCGUAUCCCUCAGCAAAGGGCUGCGGUCCUACGGAAAAGUCAUUUAUGUGUUUACGUUGGUGCCAGUAUUCGGAACCUUCAUUUUGUGUGCCAAAAUACUAGGUUUAAUGCCACCUGAGUAUGUUAACGUUAUAUUCCCCGAAACUUCGUGGGGGGAAUUUUUUCUAAACCCCAAGAGUUGGUUAGCUGCUAGUCAAGAAGUUUUCCUGACUUGGGGUUUGCUGGGGGCUGCUGUAAUGCAGAUAGCAUCACACAACAGACACAAACAUCUGUUACAAAGAGAUUCUAGUCUUGUCGCUGUAAUAACUUUUACUAUUUUACUAUUAGUUGCUUUUUUGGCCAACACAUGUGUUCAGAUACUCAAGGCGUACGGAUACACGUAUCUACCUGAUUCUUUUGAGAGUAUGGCUUCUUACACUUUUCUACGUUCUACGAAGGAUGCUCUUCCUCAUAGUCUAUCAAGCACUCCUGUGAGAAAUAUGCCUCAUAAUUCAUUCAACCUUGGUGAAAGAGUUCUGAGGCCAAAUGUGGAUUUUUCCAAAGAAAGCGGGUACAUGGUCCUGAGGCUGGCGACUGAACUGGUACCCGCAACUUUUGCCGUCAUGGGCGCAGACCAAGUUUCUCCGUUUUGGGCGGUCCUUUUCUAUUUCAUUCUUAUAAUGUUUGGAAUCGCCCAGCAACUGGCCAUUUGGCACUGCGUCAUCACCGGAAUAAUGGCUAUAAAAGCUCAAAUUCUUAAAUCGUGGGAGACUACCAUCACGUUCUUCAGCUGUGCUUGCGGAUUCAUACUUGGACUUCCAAUGGCAACAGAGAUGGGCAUUUAUGUCGUUUAUUUCUUCGACUACACUGUUGGAGGCAUCUGGUGGUUGGUGAUAGUAAUCAUAAUUCAAAUAAUGGCGGUGUUUAUGGUACGAGGAAGACCUUAUAGCGGGGAUACCGUUGUGACGGCCUUGUUCUAUCAAAACAACCAUCCCUGUGUAAUGAGUUGGGCGCCGGCGAUGUUGUCGUUCACUUGGAACGUCAUCCUUCCUGUUGCAUUAAUGGUUUUGUGCAUAUCAACAUUCAAAAACGGCAACUUUAGAGACAUGUUCAUCUGGCAUCAUGCUCCGUUAGCAGAAUACUGGCCUCUUUGGGCUCGACAGGUUGGAUCGAUGAUACAGCUUAUACCUAUUCUAUGUAUACCAUUGGUGGCGGUUAUUCAAAGUUAUAGAUAUUUGAAUAACGGAUCUAAUGAUAUUUUAGAACGCAUUCAACUACUUUACCGUCCGCCAAUUGGUGAGCACAUGGAUGACGUAGGACCCCAAGAGGCAGCUGAGGCCAUAAGAAAUGAGAACAACGCCGCCAAUGCAGCUGCGGAAGAUCCUCCACCGAAAUAUACGCCUCCUCCUUCCUACACGACCGCCACUGGUGCCAGGAUUGCCAAAUUUCUGAGGCAGAGUAUUAGAAGAAGUGUUAGGCGGAUAGCCAAUGUUCUAGGUGAAGGAUCUUCUAGACAGCGUACCCCAAUAUCAAACACGAAUGGAACGUCCACCACUACCCCUCUCCCACCCCCAGACUACAACGCAGUGCUAGUCGAGAUGAACAACCCAUCACGUUCAACAGACGUCGCGAUCUCAAUGCCAGACGGACCCGCCACCAGCACCCGUCUGUCAACGCUGGAAAGACUGAGAAACCUGGAGUCGACUUCCACAGCUCUCACGGCAGCGGAAGUUGCUUCGAUCCUGAGGAGCAGCUUCAGAAGAAGCACCGUUCACUCGAGGAACAACUCCAGGAUAACGAACUUCAGCGACAACAUGGCGUCGUUGAGCGCACAGAACUUGAUCGAUUCAGCAGCGCCGAUUGGUGAGAUGUCGUUGGUGAUGGAGAGGUUGCCGAGUAGCGACUUCGAAGUGAAGCAUACUAACAAUAAUACCUCGUCUGUGAUAUAAAUUAUCUGUAGAUAACGUUACGAAAAGAAAACGGGUUAGUUCAUAGAACAAUUGUGUGCAAUUUUAAGAAAGUACCAGUUUUAGAAUAGGUUUUACUCAAACACCACAUUAAUG